CCAGUGAAGUUAGAGGAAGAACGGGACGAAGAAGAGCCAUCAAUUCGAUGUAAUGACAUAUAACCAGUAACUAUUUGUAUCGCACUUAUUUUAAUUUGUGCUGAGUACAACAAAAUGAAGACGGUUUUGAUGGUGGCAGAAAAACCUUCUCUGGCUCAGUCAAUUGCCAAAAUUCUUUCUAAAGGAACUUGUACAAGCCGAAAGGGGCUCAAUGCAUCAUGCUUUGUGCAUGAGUUCACUGGCAGCUUCCAAGGCCAAACAGCACGUUAUAAGAUGACUUCUGUUUGUGGACAUGUGAUGAGUCUGGAUUUCAUUGCUAAAUACAACAACUGGGAUAAAGUGGACCCCGCAGAACUUUUCAGCAAAGCCCCAACAGAAAAAAAGGAGGUCAACCCCAAGCUCAACAUGGUGAAAUUCCUCCAGGUUGAGGCCAGAGGCUGUGACUACUUGGUUUUAUGGCUGGACUGUGAUAAAGAAGGCGAGAACAUCUGUUUUGAGGUUAUGGAGGCUGUACAGCCAGUGAUGAAGGGGGUCGUUCGGGAGCAGACCGUUUACCGUGCCAAAUUCAGUUCCAUUACUGACACUGAUAUCUGGAAAGCUAUGAAUCACCUUGGAGAGCCCAACCGCAAUGAAGCCCUUUCAGUGGAUGCGCGUCAGGAACUGGAUUUACGCAUUGGUUGCGCCUUCACUCGGUUCCAAACCAAAUAUUUCCAAGGAAAGUAUGGAAAUCUGGACUCUUCUUUAGUAUCAUUUGGACCCUGCCAAACCCCAACUCUUGGCUUUUGUGUGGAACGCCAUGACAAAAUCCAGUCCUACAAACCAGAGAACUACUGGGUUAUACAUGCAAAGGUGUUCAAAGGGAAGGACAACCCAUUGACCCUUGAUUGGAAUCGGGUAAAGGUCUUCGACAAAGAGGUGGCCCAAAUGUUUGUGAACCUGGCCAAAACAUCCAAGGAAGCCCGGGUGGAGUCAGUGACUAAGAAGGAGAAGACUAAGCAGAGACCUCUGGCUUUAAAUACUGUCGAGAUGUUGAGAGUGGCAAGCUCUUCCCUAGGCAUGGGUCCUCAGUACACGAUGCAGAUUGCUGAGCGUUUAUACACGCAGGGCUACAUCAGCUAUCCUCGGACGGAAACGACCCACUAUCCAGAAAACUUUGACCUGAAGGGAACCCUUAAGCAGCAGACCAACUGUCAUUUAUGGGGAGAGGAGGUGAAAAGUCUUCUAUCAAAUGGAAUAAACCAUCCCAAGAAAGGAGUUGAUGUUGGCGAUCAUCCACCUAUAACUCCCAUGCGUGCUGCCUCAGAAGAAGAAUUGGGAAGUGAUGGCUGGCGCCUUUAUGAGUACAUCACAAGACAUUUUAUUGCCACAAUCAGCCAGGACUGCAAGUAUCUGCAGACAACCAUUGCUUUCAGCAUUGGAACUGAAGCUUUCACCUGCAGUGGAAAAACCCUGAUCUCACCAGGUUAUACAGCUUUGAUGCCAUGGCAGGGCAUCCCGCUUGAAGAAGCCCUGCCCGUCUGUGAAAGUGGAGACAUUUUUACAGUCGAUGAGAUCAGGUUGGUAGAAAACCAGACGAGUCCUCCAGACUACUUGACCGAGGCUGAACUCAUCACUCUUAUGGAGAAACACGGCAUUGGUACGGAUGCCAGUAUUCCUGUCCACAUAAACAACAUCUGUCAAAGAAACUAUGUGACAGUCGAGAAUGGACGCAAGUUGAAGCCGACCAGCCUGGGAAUUGUCCUCGUACAUGGCUAUUACAAGAUAGAUGCGGAACUAGUACUACCAACCAUUCGCAGUGCUGUUGAAAAGCAACUCAAUCUAAUCGCACUUGGUAAAGCCCACUUCCAGCAAGUGCUCCAGCAUGCAUUGGAUAUCUUCAAGAGGAAGUUUCACUAUUUUGUGGAUUCCAUCUGUGGCAUGGAUGAAUUGAUGGAAGUCUCAUUUUCACCAAUUGCGGACGCAGGCAAGCCAAUGUCUCGCUGUGGCAAGUGCCGUCGAUUCAUGAAAUUCAUCCAGGCCAAGCCCAGUCGACUGCACUGCUCCCACUGUGAUGAGACAUAUAGUCUACCUCAGAAUGGAGCCAUCAAGCUCUACAAGGAGCUUCGCUGUCCGCUGGAUGACUUUGAGCUCGUACUGUGGACCUCUGGCACCCGAGGCAAAAGUUACCCCCUGUGCCCCUACUGCUUUAGCAACCCGCCUUUCAGGGACAUGAAAAAAAAUGUAGGAUGCAAUGAAUGCACCCAUCCUUCCUGCCAGCACUCUCUCAACUCUUUGGGUAUAGGCCAGUGUGUAGAGUGUGACAGUGGAGUUUUGGUGCUGGAUCCAACCUCUGGGCCGAAAUGGAAGAUGUCCUGUAAUAGAUGCAACGUCGUCGUACAUUUCUUUGAACAUGCACAUAGAGUGCAGGUUGCUCAAGAGAAUUGCAAUGCCUGCAAUGCCUCCUUGGUCACUGUAGACUUCAAUAAAGCCCGCACUCCACUGCCUGCUGGUGAGACCCAACACACCGGCUGUGUUUUCUGUGAUCCAGUCUUCCAGGGUCUUGUGGAACUUAAACACGCUACCAUGAGGCACCCCAUGCACCGAGGUGGAGGUGCGAGACGAGGGCGAGGCAGGGGACGUCGUGGCCCCCCAAAAAAGCCUAAAGACAAAAUGGCUGUAUUAGCAGCGUACUUUGUAUAGCAGUGUAUUAUGUUAUUGCAUCACUGUUUUUUUUUUUUUUUUUUUUUUUGACUGAACAUCAUUUUGCACACUGGGUGUGUUGCCUUUGCAACACACUAACUCAGUGAUUUUCAUCUGGCUUGUUGAGACCAAAAAGUGGCUCAGUUACCACUAUAUUUAAUGUUUUUUUUAUUUGAUUGUUUUAUAUUCAUGUCUUAGGUGUGUUAUUCCUUCAAAUAUUUACUGUAAUUAUGAGGGCCCGACAGAUUUUUUUGAGACAGAUGCUGAUUAAUUCAUUGCUAUUUAAUUAAAUAAAAAAAAAAAAAAAUAGAAAAUGCAUAAAAUCACUUCUUUUUUUUGGUCCCUUGUAUGCCCCUAUACAGCAUUUUGAGUUAAUUGCCACCUUAAUAUCUUAAGUCCCAAUCAGACUAUGUAUGCGAUUGUAGGGAAUAAAAGUGAAGUUCAAAGAGUUCAAUUGAAUGUAACAGUGUUUUGGUUUUUUUUGGAUUGGAUCAACUUUAUUGUCAAAUGUACUGUAUGUGUAACAUACAGCACAGAUGAAAUUUCUUCCCUCUCAACAUAAAACGAGGAGCCGGUGCGGGUGUCCGCGCCACGAUCAAAAGAAAAGUUAACAAUAAAAACAAUAAAAACAACACGAGACACAAUCGUGCACUCUUAACCACUUUCCUGCAUAAACUUUGUCUCUUCAUGUAACAUUUAGGAACAUUGAAUGUUAAACCAGGCUUGUACUAUCCAAGGUUUGUCAUUUACAGGUAGUUCUAAAUCAGGCUUCACCAACGUGGUGCCAGGAGGCACCAGGUAGCUGCAAGGACCACAUGAGUAGCCUGUGGGCUUGUUCUGAAACUAGCUCAUCACUGAUGGGACAUUGUGAUUUUUCGGAAUGUUCUUCAACUGAGUAGUUUACAAAGUCAACAUUUGGCGCAGAUUUCUAGACAUUGCAAUGUUCAUCUGUUUUUCCCAGUUCGUGUGAAAACUCAAUAACAUGAUCAAUGUCAUCACAUAAAUUAUGAUUCAUUGUUAAUAUAGCGGCGGCCCGGUAGUCCAGUGGUUAGCACGUCGGCUUCACAGUGCAGAGGUACCGUGUUCGAUUCCAGCUCCGGCCUCCCUGUGUGGAGUUUGCAUGUUCUUCCCGGGCCUGCGUGGGUUUUCUCCGGGUGCUCCGGUUUCCUCCCACAUUCCAAAAACAUGCGUGGCAGGCUGAUUGAACACUCUAAAUAGUCCCUAGGUGUGAGUGUGAGCAUGGAUGGUUGUUCGUCUAUGUGUGCCCUGCGAUUGGCUGGCAACCGAUUCAGGGUGUCCCCCGCCUACUGCCCGGAGACGGUUGGGAUGGGCUCCAGCACCCCCCGCGACCCUAGUGAGGAUCAAGCGGUACGGAAGAUGAAUUAAUGAAUGUUAAUAUAGCAGUGACAUUAAAGAUAAAUUUGUCAAAUGUGUUAUUGCAGAAGUGUGUAUCAAACUGGUAACCCUUGACAGUAGCCAAGAGGUAGCCCCUGCGCCCCUGUAGGAAAGGCACCUUUUUAUCCGACUGUGGUGUCUAAGUCUGGACCCUUGGGGGCACCAUGUAAAACUGUGAUUUGAAAAUAAGAAUUCAAAAGAAAGAUAUCAAGCAUAAUGUCUGAUGGAUAUGGUGUGCUGAGCUGUCAAUAAAGUGAUUUAAAAAAGAAAUACAA
Messenger RNA from Hippocampus zosterae (dwarf seahorse), 4349 nucleotides. It is a transcript of the gene top3b, whose product is annotated as DNA topoisomerase III beta. Gene Ontology annotation, molecular function: DNA binding; DNA topoisomerase type I (single strand cut, ATP-independent) activity. Gene Ontology annotation, biological process: DNA topological change. NCBI's taxonomy places the organism in Eukaryota, Metazoa, Chordata, Actinopteri, Syngnathiformes, Syngnathidae. The transcript has 18 exons. The record is from RefSeq and is a predicted model, not a curated record. Gene Ontology annotation, cellular component: nucleus. Bases 115 to 2679 code for a protein of 854 amino acids.